AUGGAGGAGAGGAAGAUCAAACGGAGGGGGGGAGAUCCUAAUAGGGUCAUUCUUCUGGAAGACUCGAAUAAGCAGAUCGCCGACACGGUUUACCUCCUAUUCUUAGAUCGUUGCUGCAAAUACGUCGAAGCAGGCCGAAGGUGCCACUGCCCAAGAAAGGGGCAAAAUCCAAGUUUCCCUUUUUGCGCAGAGAAACACGGCUGUGCCCUCACCGAAUGUAAGGAACCACGCUGUCCAAGGAAGAGCUCGCCAUAUUGUAAUAAACAUGCCUGCAGCAUCAAGGAUUGCGACCAGCCGCGGCAGAGUCCGGGUCUCUGCUGCCGCCAACACACAUGCCACGGCCGGGGAUGUAUAAACUGUAUUAACAACGACUCUUCAUCCUCUCCGCCUCCGGGCCAGGGUCUCCCAUACUACUGCCACGGCCACCAAGUAUGCCAAGCAGACGGGUGCGAGUCCCUCGUAUUCCACGACAUCUCGCACCGGCCAGUCAAAUACUGCUUUCGGCACUUCUGCGCAGCAUCGGCGACAUGCGAAGGGCAGCGUGUAGAAGGCGACGGGGCGCAGGCCUGCCGCGACCACUCCUGCGCUCUCCAUCCAACUUGUCCCAAGCCCCGCGUGGAUGUAACCCGGGGUCUCUUCUGCGAAGACCACGAGUGCGCGGACCCCGCGUGCCGGAAGCAGACGUACGACGGCGGCGGCGGCGUCGUGGGGAGCAAGUGGUGCGCGGACCACAUGUGCAUGGCGGCGUUACUGCGACAGGCGGACUGCGUGAAUCGGCGCGAGGGCACGGCGGUGAAUCCGCUGUACUGUUCUGACCACGGACCUUACGCGCAUCAUCUGCACCCCGGCUUACACCAUCAACAUAACCGUUGCCGCUGUCGGGGAAGUAACUGUCGAGGUGGGCUAUGUUUCCGGGCCACGGCGGCAGUGAUAGCGGGGGGUAGUAACGGAGGAGGAGGAGGGAUUUGCGAGUGUCAUUGUGGUGGGGAUGAUGAUGAAGAUGGCGGCGAUGACGAUGAUGAUAGUAUUACGGAUCAUGGAGACGGGUGUGGAGGAGGAGGGGGAGGUGGUGGUGGGAGCGGCGUAGGGGUGGGAAUAGAAGGUUGUGACUGCGGUGGUGCUCUUAUUCCUAUUGCACAUGUAGUUGACCUUGUCUGGCUUGGAUUACUUCUAGAAUGGUUAAUCGGUGAUGACUUGCAAGCAUUACCCUCAACCCUCCAUAUUCAAAUAGAGCACUCACUGUAG
Molecule: messenger RNA, 1245 nt
Organism: Daldinia vernicosa
Lineage: Eukaryota; Fungi; Ascomycota; Sordariomycetes; Xylariales; Hypoxylaceae
Exons: 5
Coding region: 1-1245 (414 amino acids)
Source: RefSeq, a predicted model, not a curated record